Messenger RNA from Branchiostoma belcheri (Belcher's lancelet), 928 nucleotides. Its product is annotated as geminin-like. The record is from RefSeq and is a predicted model, not a curated record. Lineage: Eukaryota; Metazoa; Chordata; Leptocardii; Amphioxiformes; Branchiostomatidae. The coding region runs from base 16 to 393 and encodes 125 amino acids. Gene Ontology annotation, biological process: regulation of DNA replication. The transcript has 3 exons.
AACUUUCAUGCUACAAUGAUAUUACUUGUUUCCUACCCUACCUUAGAGCCUACUUCUGAGUCCUACUGGCAGGAUGUGGCAGAAGAGAGGAGACUGGCACUAGUAGACACACUCAAGAAAAAUGAAGAACUUCACCAACAACUGGAAGAGAAAAAAGCCGUGAUCAAGGAAAAGGAGGCAGUGAUACAGGAUCUGACAGAAGAGAAUGAAACUCUGAGGGAGAUGGCUAAACAGACUGAGGACAUUCUGUCUAUCUUGAAGCCAAUAACUGAAGAUGAGGAGAACUCGGGGAGUGAAGACAAGAUAGUGGAAGAUGCUUCAUCAUCAUCAUCAUCAUCCCACACACAGGAAGAAGGACCCACGUCAUCUCAAGAAGGACCAGACAGCAGCUGAUGUACUUCACAUGAAAUUUUGUUAAGACCUGUAAAAUGUUCUGCAAUUUAAGUGUUUCCUUUCUCUGUAUCCUGUAUAUAGUUUGUGAUACUGCAAGUUUUAGCUUUAGGAAUAGACCAGGGUUGGACAAGUUUUCAAAAAAGUACAUGGUCCAAAUCAACUUUAACGAAAUUUAAUGUCACUAUUUUUUUUUACUUGCUAUACAGAUGUUUUUAGUUCCAACUUCAUAACAUGUACUUAAAGUAUACCUGUAGAUAAUAAAACAGGAAUUUUUUGGCACUGUACUCUGAACUCUUAUAUGUUUUCUGCACCAGGAAUACAGGACUGCUCUCUAGUGUGAGAUUGCAUGUGUGGAAUUUUAGAUGCAUUCUAUACUGGAGAAAGCAACGAAAUUUUGUUAAAACAGUUGUUUGCAAGGGCCUUGUUCAACACAUGUAAAAAGCUGCUAAGUGCCCAAAGACAAAGUCAAUGGGCACAUGUUUUAUGUGUAUUAUUUUUGUCCAUUUAUCAAAUAAAAUGUGUCCCUUCUUGACAA